This is a messenger RNA of Phytophthora sojae, 183 nucleotides long. RefSeq lists its product as hypothetical. Gene Ontology annotation, biological process: DNA recombination; DNA integration. The annotation marks the transcript as partial. The record is from RefSeq and is a predicted model, not a curated record. The transcript has a single exon. Gene Ontology annotation, molecular function: DNA binding. NCBI's taxonomy places the organism in Eukaryota, Oomycota, Peronosporomycetes, Peronosporales, Peronosporaceae.
CUGUCAGCCGAAACUAUGACAGUCGUGCUCCGAAGAGCAGCUACACGGUGCCACGUGGACCCGCAGCACAUAUCGGCGCACUCGCUACGAGCAGGAGGUGCCACCGCGCGUCACGGUGUUGGGGUUGACACGGACACCAUCCGAAUGCACGGAAGAUGGGCUUCAGACGCGUAUCGAACCUAC